Molecule: messenger RNA, 399 nt
Organism: Emiliania huxleyi CCMP1516
Lineage: Eukaryota; Haptophyta; Isochrysidales; Noelaerhabdaceae
Exons: 3
Coding region: 1-399 (132 amino acids)
Source: RefSeq, a predicted model, not a curated record
AUGCCCUACUUCGCCGUCCGCUUUGGGGCGUACGACAUCAUGCAGCGCUGCUACGCGGGCCUGCCGCCCGACGACGAGCGGAGGCGGCUGCUCGGCACGCUCUCGCCGGCGGCGACCUUCGGCAUGCUCGCCGGGAUGGCGGCGUGGGCCGCGUCGAGCUUGACGUUCCCCUUCGAGCUCGUGCGGCGGAGGGCGAUGGUCGGGCCCUCCGAGGCGAACCCGCUGGCCGCAAUGCUCCGGAUCGCGCGCGAGGAGGGGGUGGCGCCGUCGUCUGCGGUCACCUUCGUGGCGUACGAGGCGUGCUUCCGCACCCUCACGCGGCUGGCCGAGAGCUGGGAGCGCGAGGAGCUGCUCCGCGCGCAGCUCGAGCUCGAGGCGCCGGACACCGCGACGGCGUGA